Molecule: messenger RNA, 2294 nt
Organism: Ostrea edulis (European flat oyster)
Lineage: Eukaryota; Metazoa; Mollusca; Bivalvia; Ostreida; Ostreidae
Exons: 5
Coding region: 137-1033 (298 amino acids)
Molecular function (GO): protein binding
Source: RefSeq, a predicted model, not a curated record
GUAUGUGUAUCCAAGCUGACCUACUGAUAACGAAUAUUUAUUGCAUACGACAUUGAACGUAAAAUAAGAGAGUGGUAACAUCAUUCCCUGGAUUUCUUUCUGGAUUAUACAACGGCUGAAGAAAGUCGGCUUGGCAAUGUUUCGUUGGUUGAUAUUCCUAUGUUUGUGUUUGUUUACUAAUGGGCAUUCAAGGAAAGUUUACCUUGAUGAAUACUGCGGGAAGACUUUACACAUUCAAGGACCCUGGAUGCGUAUGAAGCUGACAAGAAGGGAAAACUACUUAAACAACUUCAACUGCAAAGCCACUAUAAUUUCUCCAGAAAUGACACCUUCAGGGAACCCCUCUCGCCUAAUGGUGGUCGUUGACAAACUAGAAACAAAAUGUCCAGGAGACAGACUCAGCCUGGCGAACGGAAAUACCUCAAUUCCUCUGCAAGGAUUAGCAUCAUACUUAUGUGGUGAACACAAACCAAAACACGCCAUCUACACAGUCUCCUCGAUUCUGGUCGUCAGCUUUCAGAGCGAUGCUUCCAAGAACGAUGAUGGAUUUGAACUCUACAUCACACGCUUCCAUUCAGUAGGUAUCUGUGAGGAGAACGAGUUUCGAUGUAACCGCGGACCAUGCAUCGCCAAGAGUCUUCACUGUGAUGACCAUGACCAGUGUGGGGAUGACUCGGACGAGUGUGCGUGCGAGUCCGGGAUAGUGGGUGUUCUAAUUGGAGCCAUCUGUCUCGGGUCUUUCCUCACCAUCAUCACUAUAUGUUGCUGUUGUUUCAAAAAUCGAUCAUGUAACAGAUCGAGGACACAAGGAAGGAUCAUACCUCCAUUUAAGGGAGGUAAAAUUCACUCAACGUCAUCCAAUCAUGAGGACAAAACAAAAGUGACUUCUCCAGAGAUGAUUUUAACCAUGCAUACGCCGGCACAGGUACCACCCCCUUACCUAUUGUCACCGCCAGCAUACACAGCUGUGUCCGAUUUCACUGUAGUGGACCAAAGUGGUGGACCACUGCCCGUGAAAACUCCCAUCAGCUAGGACUUGUUUCAGUUAAAAAUUUGCAUCUGCUUAUCGUACAAAUUUAGAAUUUGUAAUCAAAGUCUAAUUGAGAAAUGCCUGUAUACCGUAUAUCAGAUUUUUUCCGUGUCAUGUUUUUUUCCACGAAUCAGAACCUAAAACAGUAUAUUAAAUUUACGCGAAUCAAUUUUUUACUAUUUCAAAGUCAUAGCGAAAAUAUAAUUCACGAUUAUCUAAACUUAUGAACGAAUUAGGGGUAAAAGCCGGUAUUUGUACGUACAACUCUUAAUGUGUUAUCCAAAAAUUCAGUCAAUGAAACAAUUUACAGGAUUUCUGAGUUACUGUCGUAAUUAUAAUCAAAUCUCAAUAAGGAUGAUAUUCCCGCUUCUAUGAAUCCAUCUCUGAUGAUUCCGGGUUUUGUUCGCAUGUAAUCAUAGAGCUUUGUCAGCCAUUUUGCUCCAAGUGGCUUCAUCCGGGUUAGAGAUCAAUUGAACUGCAUCUCGUCAAUUUCGGAAGACACGCACAUACCUGUGCUGCGCACCAGUUUUCAAAAACAAUUGUUCACUUUUGUUUACACUCAAGUAUAUUGUAAAUAUGUACAAUUUGGAAGUAUAGUAAUGUAAAUCACUGUUGGUUAGCUAGAAUGGUACUAGUACAAAACAUUCAUCGAUAAUUAUUUUCAGUUUAAAACGGCCAUACACCAUGUACCGUUACAUCUGUACAAGUAUGAGUCGCUCAGGUGUAAUUAUACAUUGAUUGAAGCACAGACCGUGGCCCAUUUAAUUAGCUUGUCCUUUCUCAAAUAAACAUCGAGGCUUACAUACCCGUCACCUGGCGCUUGUCGGAUAUAGGGGGAAACAAAACACACUGAACACAGAACUUUCACCGCAUUAUUAUCUGUAUGCUACUCUAUUACAAAAAACAAAGCUUUGUAUCAAAUUUACGCGAAUUUAUUUUCCGCGAUUCAGAAAUCGUCGCGAACAAAGCGGAAAUUAGAUACACGCGGAAAAAACCCUGAUACACGAUAUCAAUGCUAAAAGUAUAAAUGUUACUUGUGUUUGAAGUAAAGACAAUGGCAUCAUAUCUGUUGAUUACCUGUGAUACAAACUAUGAAAAUGUUAUUAUUAAAAAUAUCUGGUGAAAUGGAAACACAUACAUACAAUCAUGCUUAUUCUUUUUUAUGUUUUCAUUCGUUAUUCUUUUUUUUUCUUUCUUACAAAACACUAUGUUUACUUGUGAAUUAUCUAAAUAUAGGAUGUUAUUAAACAGAAAAUUUACUGAC